AUGGCUGCGCCCGCAAGACGGCAGUCCACAAUGUCGACGAGCAGUGCGGCCACGGAGAAAGCAUCGUCACAAUAUCCAGACCAACAGCAGCAACAGCCACCAUCGUCCUCAUUACGCCAGAGCCAACUCAUUCAAUCGCAACCAGGCGGUGGCGGCCUCCGUGUACCAUCGAAUCGCAAGACAAUAUAUGAUCGGCAUCUUAACAGAAGCCAGAAGGCGGAUUUGAGUCGGGCAUCGUUCGCUUUCCUAUUCGCGGAGAUGGUGAUAUAUGCGCAGCGGAGAGUUACUGGCAUUCAAGAUCUUGAGAAACGAUUAAACGAACAAGGCUAUCCACUUGGGCUACGCUUGCUGGACCUCCUUUUCUACCGCUCUAUUUCAAGCACAUCCUCCUCAGCCCUCACAUCAUCAUCGACAUCCUCCUCACCACCAAACCGUCCACUUCGUAUAUUACCACUACUCCACCUCAUCCACGGACCACUCUGGCGACUCCUCUUCCAACGCCCCGCCGACGCCCUCGAACAUUCCGUAUCCCCCGAAACCCCCAACGAAUAUAUGAUUACUGAUAACGACCCGCUUGUCAACACAUAUAUCAGCGUCCCCAAGGAAAUGAGUAUGCUCAACUGCGCCGCGUUCGUCGCCGGUAUUAUUGAAGGUGUGUGUGACGGGUGCGGAUUCGAGGCUAAAGUCACGGCGCACAAUCAAGGCACUGAAAUGUGGCCUGGUAGAACGGUGUUUUUGGUUCGAUUUGGCGAGUCAGUGAUGGAGAGGGAGAAUGUUCUGGAGCGCGCUGGGGUUAAAUAG
Molecule: messenger RNA, 801 nt
Organism: Talaromyces atroroseus
Lineage: Eukaryota; Fungi; Ascomycota; Eurotiomycetes; Eurotiales; Trichocomaceae
Exons: 2
Coding region: 1-801 (266 amino acids)
Biological process (GO): endoplasmic reticulum to Golgi vesicle-mediated transport
Cellular component (GO): TRAPPI protein complex; TRAPPIII protein complex; TRAPPII protein complex
Source: RefSeq, a predicted model, not a curated record